AUGUCUAAACGAUGCAGAGACCACUGGGACUCCGAUCUACCGCAAAAGCGGACCUGUACUCGGAACGAUAUUGGGCCUGUUGAUCGUCUGUCUUGUUUGAGCAAUGAGUUGCUCCUCCAUAUCCUUUCAUUUUUACCAGUAUCAUCCCUUAACGUGUGUCAAAGGUUAUCACAUCGCUUCCAUGCUCUUGGUGGGGACUCUGAGAUAUGGAAAAGGCAAUACUACUCGGAAUGGGUGCGGCCCCGUGCCCGCCGCCUCGCAAAUACUAGACGCACAACCCUUCCGGCCAAGACGGAUUAUACACCCAAGGUCGCAACAUGGUUCGAUCAUGGGCACUUGGCACAGGAGGGCAAUUGGAAACGGCAGUAUCGGCUCCGGCAUAAUUGGUCCAAAGGGCUAUGCCGGGUUACUGAGGUAGAGUUUCCUCAGCCGCCAUGCCCUCCUACGCUGGUCAGAUUUUGUGCUGGGAUUGUCUUCACCGCGGAUUCAGCACACGGGCUCCGGGCUUGGACCACAAGAGAUUUAGCACGCUGCCUUGCAAGAACUCCUUUGUCGACUCCAUCAGAAUCAUUACCUCUGACCCCAACCGCCUUGGCGGUCAGCCAGAUCCAAGAUAAGAUCGAGAUCUCAGUCGGACUGGGAAAUGGUCACUUCAGCCUCUUCGUCUUAGAUCUUCAAACGUCCAAGCUAGAGUUGCAGUCCUCUCAUGUCGGCUGCAAUGAUUCUGCUAUAACGACCAUGGCCCUCUCGUCACCGUAUUUAAUGGUAGUAUCCCAGCACAAAGUUUUGACCUUGUACAAUCUGCACCCUGGUACCCAUCGAGCAGGGGAAACUGCCGAGGCCUCGGGACCUCGCCAGGUUGCCUCCCUCAAGGCAGAUAACAUUGUUGCACCUAUGACAGUAUCUCUUAGAGUGUCGUCCUUUGAAAUUGUGGCUACCGUUGUGUAUAGCUUCUUCCACAUUGGCUGUGGGUGGUCUCUAGGGAUUCAAGAAUUGCGUCUAGGCAGAGACGGGCAACAGCUUGAUUCCCGACUGGCUACUACAGUGGAUUCCCAAUUUGGGGUGAGGCCACUUCAAUCCAGAAAAAGGCGACACUCUGCAAGCGAGUCGGUCGAGCACCAACCUCGUAUCGGCCCUGGGGCACCGUCUAUCAUACAUCAACAACCGCCAACCUCCAUGUCCUAUUCCCAUCCGUAUUUGUUGACUUCUCAUGCCGACAACACGUUGACUAUGUACCUUGUGGUAUCUACAUUGGAAUCUUUAUUUGUCCAAGGCGGCCGGCGACUUUGGGGCCAUACCUCUUCCGUAUCUGCUGUUCACGUGACCAACCGCGGGAAAGCUGUCUCUGUAAGCUCUCGAGGGGAUGAGAUUCGAAUAUGGGAGUUAGAGAUGGCGAUAUCAUCCCUGGGUCGCAAAUUCUUCGAGGAGAACGGUGUUCAGCUCAACGCUGGAAACAAGGAUGGGGAGCCCGAGCCGGAGCUAGGACUAGGAACGAUUUACCACAAUUUGAACCGUGUAGAUGUGGAAUCCGAAGAAUUGACCCUGCCUAUCGGAUUUGACGAAGAACGGGCUAAGGACUGCCCUAAGAAGGGAAACCCUACUUGCUACAACUGCAACGGCCAAGGUCACUUGAGCCGUGAAUGUCAGGAACCUGCCAAGGAGAAGUCAUGCUACCGUUGCGGCCAGACCGGACACCUUUCUCGCGAAUGCCCCCAGGGUGGCGACAGCAACUACAGCGGUGGUGGUUCCCAAGAGUGCUACAAGUGCGGACAGGUCGGCCACAUUGCACGCAACUGUUCUCAGGGUGGUAACUACGGCGGUGGAUACAGCGCUGGCGGAUACGGUGGUGGUUUCGGUGGUCCUGGUGGUGCCGGUGGUCGUCAACAGACCUGCUACUCCUGCGGUGGCUUCGGCCACAUGGCCCGUGACUGCACUCAGGGUCAGAAGUGCUACAACUGCGGCGAAGUCGGUCAUGUCUCUCGCGACUGCCCCACUGAGGCCAAGGGUGAGCGCAUGUGCUACAAGUGCAAGCAGCCCGGGCACGUUCAGUCCGCUUGCCCUAACUAAGGUGCCCAUUGCCCAUUGCCUGCAUUGCUCUUUUGGUCAACAUCUUUCUACAGUUUCCAUGGGAUUGGACGACAUUUUUCAUGCAUGCACGAAACGAAUUUCUCUUUUUUUUCUCCUGAAAAUGUAUGACUAGAGAUCAACAACUGACAAGGUUGACAUGAUCUAACUUUUGAUGCCUCUUACCUAGGUUGUUUGGUAAUUUUCCUG
Molecule: messenger RNA, 2274 nt
Organism: Penicillium verrucosum
Lineage: Eukaryota; Fungi; Ascomycota; Eurotiomycetes; Eurotiales; Aspergillaceae
Exons: 7
Coding region: 1-2067 (688 amino acids)
Biological process (GO): positive regulation of cytoplasmic translation
Cellular component (GO): cytoplasm
Molecular function (GO): single-stranded RNA binding; zinc ion binding; protein binding
Source: RefSeq, a predicted model, not a curated record